UUGUUACUCUAUAUGAGAAGUACAAAACCGAUGGUUAUAAUACAGCUGAACCAUAAAAUGAAGGAACCCGUUGUGAUAUAAAAAACUUUUACAACGAAAAAACAUCGUCAAGAAGUUUAACUUACGUGAAAAAUAAUAAAUCACAUGCGUCUGUCGAAAUGCUGGUUCUACACACGCGGACAAAUGAAUUAACGCAGAGACAGAAUUUUCAAUUCGAACACAAACUUCACACGUUUCUAGUCUACAACAUAACAAAAGCAACGGCAAACACAGAUAAACGAGCGGCUUAAUGAAUAUUAAUCAGGAAAAACCUAGCAACGGAUUCCAGCAGCGACAUCCAGCACAACAUCCUCAUUCACAUCAUCCACCACCACCAUUGCCGCCACCACCUUUACACACUUUGCAGCACAAUCAUUUGCAAGAUUUAGAGUUAGAAUACUUAAAGAAAGCACACGCUCACGCUCAAGCUCAAGCUGCACUCGCCUAUAACUACGAGCGAAACAUUUCGCGUCGCACGAGCAUUGAACACGAUCUAUCUGGCAGGAAUAACUCGCUUUCCACAACUGUUACUCCGAUGGUAAUGUCACCAAGUCGUCGUCCAUCGCCACCACGUGCUGCAGCUCAUCCAAUGAAUAUGCAUUUCAGUUCACUAGCGCAUGCACAAAUGCAAUUUCAGUCACAACUGCAUCAAAAGCUUUCAGCAGCUGCAGCAGCCGGUAGUGGACUAACGUCGACAAAUCACUUAAAUAAUUUUUUUCGUAAUCCAGCCUCACCUUCAUGUAGCUUGCCGCCACCUUCCUCAUCUGUAAGUCAGCACUCGCCAGCAGCAAGCUUAGCAAUUGCAUCGGUAGCUUCUAACAGUAAUGCUCAAGCCUCCACCACUUCUAGCAAUGCAACGCCAAAUCCACUUAGUCAUUUACAAAAUAUGCAACCUUUUGACUUUCGUAAAAUAAACACAGCAACUUUAGGUGCCUUUCCACCGCUUCCACCAGCACGUUUGAGUCCAAAUGAAAUUGCUCAUCAUCAACAUCUGCAACACCAAGCAGCACAACAAGCUAUUGCAUUAGCUCAGGCGCGACGUCGUAUUAAUGAGGCUACCACACCAGCAGAAAAGAACGCUGCUGUUGCAGCGGCUACAGCAGCGGCUGCACAAAGUAAUCAGUUUUUUAAUGCAAUGGCAAUGUCAGGUCAUCCACUGCCAUUCCAUUUACCACCACCUCCACCUCUACCACAUGGGCCACCUACUGCUUCACCUACUGGAAAUGGUGUCUCAAAUUUGCCACAGGGUCUGACUAGCAAUCAGGUAGCCGCUAUUGCCGUGGCAGCAGCAGCGACAGGUAACCCAAUGCCGCAAAGCUUAAUUGCUUCUCAUUUUCCUGCAAUGAACUCCAGUUUAAGUCUUGGCAAGCAUCAUCUGCGUUCAAAAUCGCCAGAUAUUGAAAAAAUCCAAUCAAAAUCUUCCCAGCAUCUGGAACCAAUAAGCCUAAGCCAUGGCUCAUCAAAUACACGCUCUCCAGCUCAUCCAAUUAAUCAACAUUCAUCGUCUUCGUCAUCUGCUUCUUCCGGAGCUUCUAGCUCGAAUUCAUACCAAAGUCAGCAACAUGAAUCAAAUCAACGAACAAUUCAUCAUGAGCAGUCCUCACCGCAGUCUCAACGAUUAUCCAGAAUAUCUGCUUCAAGUGGUCUACGACCAGGUCGAAAAACACAUUCACCAGGAAAACGUCAGUGGGGUUCACUACCCGCAAAUCUCGGCACUCAGUUCAUCAAUCCUGUAACGGGUAAAAAACGAGUGCAAUGCAAUGUUUGUCUUAAAACAUUUUGUGAUAAAGGCGCUCUAAAGAUACAUUUUUCAGCAGUACAUUUGCGAGAAAUGCACAAGUGCACCGUAGAUGGCUGUAGUAUGAUGUUUAGUUCAAGACGUUCACGCAAUAGACACAGCGCGAAUCCUAACCCAAAGUUACAUUCUCCUCAUUUACGUAGAAAGAUUUCUCCACACGAUGGACGUAGUGCGCAACCGCAUCCAUUGCUUUUACAACCGCCAAAUGGUUUAAUGGCCGGUCUUAAUCCAUUUGGUAGUUUCCCAUUACUUACACCUCCACCUGAUAUGCGACAUCAUUCUAUGCAAGGAAUGGAACUCAAACAUGGCCAAGAAUUCAUGCACCGCUCAUAUAUGGACAGUAGCAUGUUAAGUCGAUAUGACUCCCAUGGACGUCAUAUGCAAGGCAGUGAUGGUACUGGAGAGGAGGAUGAUGAUGAUGGUAUAUUAGACGGAGGCAUACAUAUAGGAGAUGAUGAUGACGACGACGACGAUGAAGAUGGCGAAGGUAUUGUAGUUGUGGGUGAUGAAGGCGAUAGUAUGCUAGAUAAGACUAAUUCCGAGGAUUAUAAUACCGAUGGUUGCGGAGACGGAACCUCAACCGUAGGCGAAAAUAGCCGUGAUGUGGAUAAUACCACAGCAAUAAUGACUGAAUUUAGUCAGACCAAAGAAAAAAUCUGCACUAAAGUAGAUGAGUGCGACGAUGAUGGUAAUACAGAUCGCCAAAGCAAUGAUAGUAAUGAUGAUUCAUUAAGUGUGGCGGAUUCGUAUAGUGUGCGGGAAGACUACGAAGGUACAGCGGGUCACAGUAAUGGCUGUAGUGGCACAUCGAAUAAUUACAGUUCUACAUCAAAUAAACGCAAACGAAAAAAUCAGAAUCCUGUUCGAUGCGCUGUGCAAUCAGAAGAAAAUUCCUGUGAUAACUCUAUUGAUUUUGACGUUGCGGCUGACUUAUCGAUGAAAACAACGACAGAAGAAUCAAUUGCGGAUGCUAAAGAAAGUAGAACAAUGGCCGAAAGUAAUGCAAAUUCACUAGACUUGACGAAAAGGGUACGAACGUCUGAAAGCCCGGUACCUGCAAGCGAUUCUAACGUAAGUGAAAGUACUAAGGUGCUUCCUUCACCACCAUUAACUCCAUCAACUGCUACAAAUGAGCUAACAACUACUAAACCAUCCCUGCAAUCUAGUACACCUGUUAAAUCUGAACCAAUAGAAGAAUACAGGGAACAAGCCGAAUCAAAUCAGGAAAGUACUUAUAAACCGCAAGAAUAUUCACUUGAUCUUUCUUCAGCGCAUAAAAAAGCUGUACAGACUGAUGUUGACAACCAAACUGAGAUGCUCAAAAGAGAAAAUAGUUUGACACUACCAAUUAAACAAGAACCCACUGAAGAACUACCGAUGACACCACCACCUUUAAAUAAAAUAGAAGAUGAAGACGAAAACCGCUAUCUACGCAUUAAAAAAGAAAUUCUGGAAGACGACGGAAAACUUAACAUAUCAAAUCAAGAGCCGAAAUGUCAAAUCAACAUCAAUAACAAUAUACUACCAGAAAAUCUUACCGCAAAGCGACAUGAGGCUGUAACCUCACCUACAAGAGAUGGUGCACAAAACAUCUCCAGUGAUGAACAUAAUGGAGACUAUAUACCAGAAGAAGCCGAAGUGCCAAUUGAUAAGGAUAACCCACUCAAAUGCACAGCAUGUGGCGAGAUAUUUCAAAACCACUUCCAUCUUAAAACUCAUUAUCAGAAUGUACAUCUUAAGCUACAUCACAAGUGCAAUAUAGAUGGCUGCAAUGCCGCAUUUCCUUCAAAGAGAAGCAGAGAUCGCCACAGUUCAAAUUUAAAUCUUCAUAGAAAACUGCUAUCCACUAGUGAUAAUCAUCAUUUAGAUCCGCUUCCCGAACCAAUAAACGCAAACAAUAACAAAAAUCAAAACUCGCAAAGUGCUCCUAGUGUCUUAUCUAACACUAUACAAGCCGAAUUCCUGGCACGUUUGUACGCCAGUUCACACAGCUUACCACCACUGAAUUUUGAAUCACUGAAGCAACAUUUCCCAAAUGUACCACAUUCUGGACAUGCACAUACGUUUCCUGAAACGUUCAUUAGUGAUCCACGUUUGUUGCUAAAUCAUCCUGGCAAUUCACUUCUUUUUCCAGGUUUAACUGGUCUUCCGGGGUUUCCCCAUCUCGCAUCACAUAUACUUGCCUCACCAUUUAAUGGUUUAAACCCAUUCUGUCGACGUUCGUCUACUGAUUCACACUCCCCGCGCUCAUUAACACCACCUAUUACGACAAGAUCGCCAAGUAAUACUUCAUUAGGAGGCCCAUCUUUGCAGAAACUAUCUCCCAUUUAUUCUCGACACGCUUCACCAGAAAAUGAAAUACAUACUGGGUCUCCAACGGCAUCCAUUGAAAAAUCAAGCUCACUUCCACAUCAAUUUGGCAAUCCAAACCUCCACCACCAGAGACACACACCUGACCGCAUUUCAUGACCCUAUGAAAGCCACUAUGCUGAAGUGAUGGCAUUUAGGCAAUGACCGUAAAAGAGAGGUGGCAACAGCACGAAGACCACGCAUGCGUGGAUCUUCAUGAACUUUCAGCCUCUAAACUGGUACUAAACGUGCAAUAAUGAAAGCUGAAGGAAUAGCGUUGGCCAGAAUUCAUUGAACAUAAACACACACUCGCUCAUUAAAUUAUUUUAUGUAAAAUUAGUAGAGAAUAAAAAUAAUUAUUACGUUGUAUUGCUAGUAAUUUAAAGAAAUUAGUAGUUAAAGUUAAUAACAUAAUAACUCCAGCGAUUAAAGGCACUCGUGGCGAAGUACGAAACAUGUAAAUUAGUGAUAACGAUCCAGAAACAACAAGUAUUAGCAAAUCACAAAAUACUCAAAUUUGUUUAUUGAUAAAUAAUUACAAUUGUUAAAGAAUUCUUAAGUAAUCUAUUGCGCAUAUAAACACUUUCGGGUUAUUAUGUUAAAUCAAUUAAAUUGAACGAAUCCUCUUGCGUUACUCAAAGUUCAAAACUUUCCUAAAGAAUUUUAGAUUUUGUUCCCAAAACAACGAUUUUCAAAAAAUUAUGAAAAAUGCGUAUAAUUGUUAAAGCGUAGGCAUAUCUGUUUAUAAUUUAAG
This is a messenger RNA of Teleopsis dalmanni, 4940 nucleotides long. RefSeq lists its product as uncharacterized. Bases 290 to 4306 code for a protein of 1338 amino acids. The record is from RefSeq and is a predicted model, not a curated record. Gene Ontology annotation, cellular component: nucleus. The transcript is spliced from 3 exons. Lineage: Eukaryota; Metazoa; Arthropoda; Insecta; Diptera; Diopsidae. Gene Ontology annotation, biological process: regulation of DNA-templated transcription.